This is a messenger RNA of Lycium barbarum (goji berry), 1711 nucleotides long. Its product is annotated as UPF0481 protein At3g47200-like. The record is from RefSeq and is a predicted model, not a curated record. The coding region runs from base 203 to 1672 and encodes 489 amino acids. NCBI's taxonomy places the organism in Eukaryota, Viridiplantae, Streptophyta, Magnoliopsida, Solanales, Solanaceae. The transcript has a single exon.
CUGAAAAUAGCUUAUAAGCAACUUAUAAGCCAAUCCAAACGGACUCUUAGUGGAGUGCCAACAGUAAUUUCAUCAUACUUCAUAAGAAUAAUAUUAGUGUAAAAUGACACCUCUGCACCUUUUCUCGUCUUUGUUGUUUGUUCUUCUGUGUUACUCUCUUUAGAUAAUAUAGACUUACUAUUAUUCUUUUCACUAAUUACAGAUGCAAAACGGGAGGAAAGUGGAUUAUUUGGUCGAGAUAAAGGAAACAAAUGCUGAAGAUCAAUCAGGGUUGCAAACCAAUAAAUCCGCAAAACAAAUAUUUGAUGAAAGAUUUAAGGAUUUGAACAAUUGGUCUACCAAAUCUUGCACCAUUUUUAGAGUAAAUGUGGGGCUGAGUGAAUCCAAUCCAGAUGCUCAUAAGCCAAAGUUUAUCUCCAUUGGUCCUUAUCAUAACAAAAAUUCUGAACUUCGCUCCAUGGAAAAGUACAAAAUGAUGUACCUACAACGGUUUCUCCCAAGGAAAGAGGGGAUUGAUGUGGAGAAUUGCAUCAGACAAUUGGAGGAACUGAAGGAUGAAGCACUCAAGUGCUAUGAUGAUAUACAAAACCUCGAUAGUGACUGCAACACUGGUCAAUUUUUGCAAAUGUUGUUGCUUGAUGGUUGUUUUGUGGUUGAGUAUAUUCUAGGGCGUCGUGGAAUCAUUCCAACUGGAGAAGACACAAUUAUCAAGCGAGGUUACAUAGAUUAUCAAGUACAUCGAGACUUGUUAUUACUAGAAAACCAGCUUCCUUUCUUUGUACUCACCAAGCUUCAUGACAUGACAAAGGAAGUUGAUGAAAUACCCUUCACAAUAAUGGCGAAGUAUACCUUUCUUCCUUCCUUACCGAAGAUUACCCCAACAUCCUUUCUUGAGACGGAAGGUAAUGCAAAAAAUAUCAAACACUUACUUCACUUAGUACACAUGUCAUGUUACCCUUCAGAGAUGAAAACUAGCAUAAUUAGGAAUUCUAGCAUUAGGGAAGUAGAAUAUUGCAAGAAAAGCUUAUGCUGGAAGCUAUUACAAAAAAUUAGGUCAAAAGAAAUACCAAUAGAUAGGAACCACCUAACAUGGCAUGACAUCAUGCCAAAUGCAACAGAGCUUUGCGAAGCUGGCUUUACAAAGGUUGGUUCUAUUUAUAGAUGUUUGGAUGAAAACAACCUUGGAGAUAGCACAAGUUUAUUUGACAUUAAAUUCGAGGAAGGAUUGAUGAAAAUUCCUUGUUUUCAAGUCGUUGAUCACACAGAGACUAUCCUGAGAAAUCUCAUAGCCUACGAGCAAGAGUCAUCUAAUGUACAUCCUACGUAUUUCUUUGAUUAUGCAGUUUUCAUGGAUCAUCUUAUCGACUCAGAGAAAGAUGUGAAUUUGCUUCGCCUAAAAGGAAUCAUUAGGAAUAGAAUAGGAGAGGACAAAGAAGUGGCUUUCUUUAACAAAAUAGGGAAAGGGGUCGUUGUUUCACCCGACUACUAUUACAAAGAAGAAUGCAGAAAAGUAGUUCAACAUUGUGAAAAACCAUGGAACCGAAUGAAGGCAAAUUUGAGGCGCAAUUAUUUUCAUAGUCCUUGGGCAGGAGUUUCAACUGUGGAAGUCAUCAUACUCCUCUUACUCACAGCUACACAGACAGUUCUAUCUGUCCUAAGCGUCAUUAAGUAGUCACUUCAAUUAUAUGCCAUUGUUGAUUUGUUUUGUUAA